Mycena indigotica is the source of this 861-nucleotide messenger RNA. RefSeq lists its product as uncharacterized. Bases 13 to 861 code for a protein of 282 amino acids. The transcript has 3 exons. The record is from RefSeq and is a predicted model, not a curated record. Lineage: Eukaryota; Fungi; Basidiomycota; Agaricomycetes; Agaricales; Mycenaceae.
UUGGUUUUCGCCAUGACGGACCUCCAGCCACGGCUCCCGCCCGAACUCGAACGACAAAUAUUCGCGAUGGCGGCGGCUCUUUAUCCAUCGAUAACUGUCCCGCUGCUCCUGGUUGCCCGCCGUGUGCUGAUUUGGAUUGAGCCCACGUUAUAUGCUUCCCCGAUACUGGAGGAGAAGUCUCACCUGGAUGCCUUUUUGCGCAUAGUCGCGCGCAAUCCUGAAAUGGCGCGCGGUACUGUGCGACAAGUCAUUCUCCCUUGUACUCCGGGAACAACGGCGGCUCAGGAUGCCCUUCGAACCGCGCUGAGUGCUUGUAAAAGACUCGAUAGACUGGCCGUCGGCUCCUGUAUAUGGUCUGCCGCGCUUCUAGCCGACCUUUCCGCCGCUGGCAUCCGCCUCACGCGCUUUGCCGGCCACGUCACCGGCCACGUCACCGGCCACGGCACCGCUGGCGCUGCGCCCUUCUCGAGCUUACGGCUCCUGUUCGGCGCGGUGACACAUCUCGAAGUAUUUGACGAGCUGCGCGAUGCGACUCCGCUGCUCACUGCUCUCCCCUGUCUCACGCACAUCGCUAUAAGCAUGCCCUCAAUCGACGGCCAACGGGCAGUAAACGACAUAAUGCGAUCGCUGCCGCAUCUGCAGGUGUUUUGCAUCGUAUGGAGCAUCAACAGGUGGUCCACGCGUCGCAAAUCCACGUCCCAGUUCGUAUUCACAGACGCGCGGGUCGUUAUGUGUCUCUAUGAAGAGUGGUUCGAUGCAAUCGUGGACGGGCCCAGCUAUUGGGAGCUCGCGGAAGGUCAUGUUGCCAAAAAGGUCCGGCGCGAGAUUCCGGAUGAUGAAUCCUGGGCGAGCGUUGAAUAG